AAAAUUAGAAAAAUGAGAGUGGCUCUCGGCAGAAGAAAUUUUGGGCCAAGUCCAGGCGUAGCCAGCCUAAUAGAAAGCAAAUAAAUUGACGCGUUUUAUUAACGGCGCGUGAAGUUUUACCACCGUUUUCUCCCUGAAAAAAGAAAUCCAUAUAUCCCUUUUAAUAUCAUUAACAACUCGACUUCUUCACUCUUGAUUUCUCUUUCAAAGCCAACUGUCACAAAACUCUCUGAAAAUUUCCGUCACUUUCUCGAGAAAAUAACUAAAAAGAAAAAGGAAAGAAAAGAAAAGAAGGAACCACUUCCUAUGGGCCGAAGCUCGUCUCCUCCGGGACUAGACGGCGAUGGCAACCAAAAUGGAAAAAACAACGCCAUUAACAACAACAGCGACACCAACAACAAUAACAAUGAUCAAGGAUUCUACUCGAUCCGCGAUCGGUUUCCUUUCAAAAGGAAUCCUGGCCAUAGCCGGGACCGAAUCAAACAAUAUUCUCUCCUCGAACGGCCUUUAGUCCGAAACCGUGCCCGGUUCAACCGGAAAGGAUUAUUGCACUUCCCUUUUCGAGGCAUUUAUUUGUUUUAUUUUUUGAUAUUUUUCUCUGUGUUCGCCUUUUCUGUGGCGUCAAUGGUGAUGCAGAGUUCGAUUACGGCGAUGUUGUUUAGGCAAGGAGGAGAGAGGAGUUGGAGGAGGUCUAUUAGAGAAGGUUUGAGGUUCGGGAGCUCCUUGAAGUUUAUGCCGGCUGGGAUCUCGAGGCUGGUCGCUGAAGGCGGUGGACUUGAUCCGAUGAGAUCAUCUGACAGGAUCGGACUUCGUGGCCCAAGACUUGCCCUUAUUUUGGGGAACAUGAAGAAAAACUCACAAUCAUUGAUGCUGGUGACUGUAGUAAAGAGUCUUCAAAGGCUUGGUUAUGUAUUUAAGAUUUAUGCACUAGACAGUGGCGAAGCACGUGGAAUGUGGGAGAACCUAAGUUCUCAGUUUUCAUUUUUUGGUCCGGAGCAAUUUGGUCAUAUUGAUUGGUCAAUGUUUGAAGGUGUUAUUGCUGAUUCUCUUGGAGCAAAAGAAGCCAUCUCAAGCCUUAUGCAGGAGCCUUUUGAUACAGUACCACUUAUAUGGAUAGUUCAAGAAGAUACUCUGGCAAAACGUCUUCCUGUCUAUGAGGAGAAAGGGUUGCAGCAUCUUGUUUUGAAUUGGAAAACUGCUUUUACCAGGGCCAAUGUUAUUCUGUUCCCGGAUUUUACCCUACCGAUGUUAUAUAGCAUGCUAGACACUGGAAACUUCCAUGUAAUUCCUGGAUCACCUGUGGAUGUGUGGGGUGCAGAAAGUUACAGUAAGACCCAUGAAAAGCAACAGUUAAGGAAAGACAAUGGGUUUAGCAUGGAUGACAUGGUGGUUCUAGUUGUUGGAAGUUCUUUCAUCUAUGAUGAGUUAUCGUGGGAUUAUGCUGUUGCGCUACAAACUAUCGGACCUCUCCUCCAGAGAUACACCUGGAGAAAUGAUGCGGGAGGGUCAUUUAAAUUUAUUUUCUUGAGUGGUAACUCCACUGAUGGGUAUAAUGAUGCUUUACAGCAAGUUGCAUCAAAGUUAGGACUUCCCCAAGGCUCUGUUAGGCAUUAUGGCUUGGAUGGUGAUACCAAUGGAGUUAUAUUAAUGGCUGACAUUGUUCUAUAUGGUUCUUCCCAAGAAGAACAGGGUUUUCCUCCUUUAAUUAUCCGAGCCAUGACCUUUGGAAUCCCUGUCAUCACACCUGAUUUUCCUAUCAUCAAAAAAUAUGUGGUUGAUGGAGCACAUUGUGUUUUUUUCCCAAAACAUGAUCCUGAUGCUUUAUUGAGGGCUUUCUCGCUUCUGAUUUCGAAUGGCAGACUAUCUAAAUUUGCUGAAACAGUUGCUUCUUCUGGAAGACUGCUUGCUAAGAAUAUUUUAGCAUCUGAAUGCAUAACUGGUUAUGCAAGCCUUCUGGUGAAUUUACUCUAUUUCCCAUCAGAUGUUUUGCUGCCAGGUCCUGUUUCUGAACUUCAGCAGGCAUCCUGGGAGUGGAACCUUUUCAGGAAGGAAAUAGAACACAGUAAUUUUGAUACUUCUGUAGAUUCUAGUGUUGUUUAUACCGUUGAGGAGGAAUUGACCAAACACAUUAUUGAUACGUCUAAGAAUAGGACUGAGCUUCAGGAUCAGGAUGCCCUUACUGGACAAGACCUGGACCUUGUGACAGAAAUAGAGAACUUUGAAGAUUAUGAAAGACUUGAAAUGGAGGAGAUUAAUGAAAGAACGGAGAGACAUCUUGGUGUAUGGGAUGAGAUAUAUCGAAAUGCUCGGAAAUCUGAGAAGCUGAGGUUUGAGGCCAACGAAAGAGAUGAGGGAGAGCUAGAAAGGACAGGUCAACCUGUAUGCAUAUAUGAGAUCUAUAGUGGAGCUGGGGCCUGGCCAUUCUUGCACCAUGGAUCGUUGUACCGUGGGCUAAGUCUUUCUAGAAGAGCAAGGAGGUUGACAUCAGAUGAUGUGGAUGCAGUUGGCCGACUUCCGCUUUUGAAUAGCACUUACUAUAGGGAUUUAUUAUGUGAAGUUGGAGGAAUGUUCUCUAUUGCAAAUAGGGUGGAUAGCAUUCACAAGAGACCUUGGAUUGGUUUUCAAUCAUGGCAAGCUGCUGGUAGGAAGGUUUCAUUGUCCACAAAAGCUGAAAAAGUUCUAGAAGAAACAAUACAAAGAAGUAAAGGAGAUGCAAUGUACUUUUGGGCACACCUUGACGCUGAUGGUGGAGGUGAAGGAAGCAGUGAUUCACUCACAUUUUGGUCGAUGUGUGACAUAUUAAAUGCUGGACACUGCAGAACUGCUUUUGAAAAUGCCUUCCGCAAGAUGUAUAACUUGCCAGUGGAUAUGGAAGCUCUUCCUCCCAUGCCCCAAGAUGAAGGUCACUGGUCUUCCUUGCACAGCUGGGUGAUGCCAACCAAGUCCUUUUUGGAGUUUGUUAUGUUUUCACGGAUGUUUGUUGAUUCUCUCGAUGCCUUGCAGUCCAAUUCUAGUGAGGCUAAUAUGUGUUUGUUGGGUUCCACAUAUCUUGAGAAAAAACAAUGUUACUGUCGGGUACUGGAACUCUUGGUCAAUGUUUGGGCUUACCAUAGUGGGCGGAGGAUGGUCUACGUUGAGCCACACUCUGGUUUGCUUGAAGAGCAACAUCCAGUUGAACAACGGAAAGAAUUUAUGUGGGCUAGAUACUUUAACUUCACAUUAUUGAAGUCCAUGGAUGAAGAUCUAGCUGAGGCUGCAGACGAUGCUGACCAUCCGAGGAAGGUGUGGUUGUGGCCAUUGACCGGGGAAGUGCAUUGGCAAGGAAUUUAUGAGAGGGAGAGAGAAGAGAGAUACCGGUUGAAGAUGGACAAAAAGAGGAAAACUAAAGAGAAAUUAUUGGAAAGGAUGAGGAAUGGGUAUAGGCAGAGACCACUUGGAUUAUAGGAUACUUAGAAGCUAAAUCAGAUGACCGUAUUCUAAGUCUAACCUAGAGACAGUGAACUCCUAACACGAAUGCUGAACCCCUUUUACUUUUCUCAACCCGGGGAAGCCGGAAAAACGACUGCAGACAAGAGAAGGCGAGUUAAAAUCUAACAGCUUUCAAGACAUUCUAUUCUUCCAAUUCUUUUUUAUCAAGUAAAUUGCUUCCAAGAAUCUGAGGGGAGACAAAAAUAGCUUCCUAGUGUUUUUGUGGUUCGCUAGCGACUCAAGCUGAUUUACGGGGAUAUCUCAGGAGACAGAGCAUACCGGUUCCGGGAUUUUGGUUAAGAGGGUGACGAUUAUGGUAAUUCUUUUCCACCAUACAAGAACAUUCAAUUUAAUGAUGCAUCUCUUUUCUUUUUCUUCUUUCUUUUUUUUUUUUUUCCUUUUUUAAUCUUGUUUUCACAAAAAAAAUUUGGAUAUUUCAUAGGCAAUGUUGAUCAGAGUUAUAUAGUUUAGUUUCUGCCGAGUCUUUGCUUUAUUAUUAUUAUUAUUAUUAUUUUAUUUCAUUGAUGAUAGUUUUGAUAAAGCAAAUUUUAUAAUCGGAUAUUUGAAGAAAUAAUUUUCCAUCCUGAAUUGAUGUUCUGAAAUUGGCGCCAUGUAGGUUAGGGUGUAAAGGAGACAGUGGUUCUUACUAGCUACGGGGUUCGGUAUGAAAAAUAUUUGAAUUAGUUUUGUUGAGCUGAGUUGAAGCUCGAGGAAAGCUGAGUUUAAACGGCUUAAUGCCUUGGUCGAGGUGGUUUGCAGAUCUAGCCGGACUUUGGUUUUUAAUAUAAUUUUAACUAGUAUUGAAAAAUCUUAUAGCUCGCACGUAAAUAUUUGAGUUCCGAGUAUAAGAAUUUUUAUUGAAUUUACAAUUAGGAGUUUGAGAUAUAUAUAUAUAUAUAUAUAUUAUUUUGAAAUCAGGUUCUCAAUGAUUUGAUUUGGGCCGAUUUCUUUGCUUAUAUCUGAAUCCCCCCAUUAUAUCAAUAAUUAAGAGCAGAAAAAUAAAAAAAAGAAGAAGCUUUGAAUCA
Messenger RNA from Gossypium arboreum, 4493 nucleotides. RefSeq lists its product as uncharacterized. Lineage: Eukaryota; Viridiplantae; Streptophyta; Magnoliopsida; Malvales; Malvaceae. Gene Ontology annotation, molecular function: glycosyltransferase activity. The record is from RefSeq and is a predicted model, not a curated record. The transcript has 14 exons. Bases 307 to 3444 code for a protein of 1045 amino acids.